Messenger RNA from Acromyrmex echinatior (Panamanian leafcutter ant), 1799 nucleotides. Its product is annotated as cytochrome P450 4C1. The record is from RefSeq and is a predicted model, not a curated record. Gene Ontology annotation, molecular function: iron ion binding; heme binding; oxidoreductase activity, acting on paired donors, with incorporation or reduction of molecular oxygen. NCBI's taxonomy places the organism in Eukaryota, Metazoa, Arthropoda, Insecta, Hymenoptera, Formicidae.
AGGAAACUGAUCUGAUUUCAGACUUGAGAUGAUUUUCCAGAAUAACGUACUCUAUCGAAAUCGAAGUAUAAAACGAAAUGAUAAAGGAAUCGUUGGAAUUUGGCAAUGAGGCGCGACGCGAGUUUGUGUAGUAUAUAACAGCAUGGAGCAAACAGCGAAGCGCGUGGUCCUCAUGAAUGAAAUUGGCUGCGGAUCGCUGGACCACGUGACGCACGCGCAGUGAUGCAAGGAGGAGAAGGUGAACAUGACAGUAGUGGGUGCGCGACUCACGUGAAGAUAGAUUCGCAGUUCGAUGCGCGCGCGAUUAGUUCGGUGAACGUUCGAGAGAUGUCGCGACAUUCGCGGCUCGCUCGCGUGGCGGUUGGCUUGAAACACCUGACUGUAGUGACUGUGGCGUAGCAGUGUAGCAUGGGCUGGUGUGGCGGGUGCAUACUUCUUUCAAAACAGGUAGCACGCGCUACCGGGUGACAACAUUCACGAUUCCCCAUUCUUUUCCUUCCUUUUUUCCUUCCUCCCUCCCUCCCACUCUCUUUCUUACCUUGUCCGCAUCCCUGUCGAAGUAUAACGGUAGCGAUCACGUGACACUCCCGCGAUAUUUACGCGGCGCAGCGUGGCUAAGUUCACAUGGAGUACCAUCGCGGAACGACGACGUCGACAACAUUCGCAAAAUCGUUUCGAAGUCAUCGUUCCCGUCGUCGUUUCGAAGGUUACCCGUCCGUCUGCGAGUUCCUCGGGUAGAACGCGCGCGCGUGCAGUGAAAGAGCGUCCGGCGUCUUCCGGAUUCGCGAGAUCAGAGUAAAAGAAAAACAUGUGACCGGUGGGGUGAAGAUCGGAGUGCGGAAGAGUGCGUUGGAACGUGUGCGUUUGCUGAAAAAUGACGCUCGUCAUCGGCCGGACAUCGAUGAGGACGGUGUUGCUGACGUCGUUGCUGCCGAUUUCCGUGGUGUUGGUAGUGCUGGCGCGCGCCGGGGAUGUCGCGACCUUGGAGUACAGCGUAGAACCCCUUCCGGCAUCCAGGGAGCAGCGGCCGCGUCCGGAUACAGUAUGUAAUUAUUAUGUGCAUUAUGGAAAAACCGGACGACUCAUUAAUCUAGUACCAGGACCACUAUGUUAUCCAAUUAUUGGAAGUGUAUACAUAAUAUUUGGUUCGCGAGAAGUACUAUGGAAGCGUUUAAUCACUCUUUCUAAUAAGUACUAUCCCAUUUUCAAAAAUUGGUUAUUCUUUAUACCCAUUGUAUCCAUCCGUCAUCCAGAUGAUCUAAAGACGAUAUUAAGCAACCCGAAACAUAUAAACAAGAGUUUUAUUUAUGAUAAUUACAAACCUUGGUUCGGAACUAGUAUUUUCAUUAGUGAAGGGACUAAGUGGCAGUCACAGCGAAAGAUAUUAACUCCUACAUUUCAUUUUAAUAUAAUGCAACGAUUUGUUAAGAUUUUCGACAAAGAAAGCAAAAACAUGGUAAAGUCCUUGAACAAUGCAAAAGGCGCAGUUGUAAAAGAUUUAACAUCAUUUAUUAGUGAAUACACGCUGAACGCAAUAUGUGAUAUCGAUGGCUGCAAAAAUUACAUAUCGCUCGAUACAGUAUUAUGUAUUUGUGUAGCGAUAUUGUGAUAUAAUGAAUCCUUAAAUAGCGGAAGUCAUAUAGUAUCAACUUGUAUGCACAGCAGAUGCAGAGUCAAAUGAGACCAAAGAAUGACAGUUUUAAAACGUUUGAAAAAUGAUUUUUUUAUUAUGAUAAGUAGUAAAUUACUUCAAAUAUGUAGAAGAGUGACAUAAAAACACAUAUUUAUCAUAGAAACAA